GCCAUACCAUACCUGAGCUCUCCUCCCCCCUGUCCUCUCCCGCAAGCAACACAGCGUCAUCACGCUCGGCCUCUCUCCCUUCGAACUCCCCGUCCGUCCCCUGCAAACGACCAAGCGGCCCUUCCAAAAACUUGGUCGCUCCUCUCGGAAACUCCAGUCCGGGCAAAAUAAGUGACGAUCCCUUCUUGUUCCCCGCCUCGCUGAAUCCAAUCUUAUCUGCGCGCUCCAAGUCGGUGUGCUUAGUUGGCAGCAAGUUCAAGCUACGAGCACAGCAACAUGCGACCAGAACGGCCAUUGCUGCCGCCGUCUACUCCGCCCCUGCCGCCGCAACAGACGGAGGAAGCGGCGGGACGAGCAAGUGUGGAUGUGCCCGACAGGCUGCCGGACCCGGUGCCGUCGCCGAUACUAAGACAUUCGCCCGCGAGCUCAACCAGGCGGUCGCGGUCGCUGAGGUCCGUCAUGGCCAACUCGCCGUCGGUCACCUUCGCGGAGGACAUCAGGUCGGGCUCCAAGGCCGAGUCCAGCGCGUCGUCGUUCGAGAACUUCCAGUUCCGGCUCGCCGGCUCCAUGACCGGAACCCCCGCCGGCGUCGCGCGGGUGUCCACGAGGCGGUCCGCGUCCGAACGUGCCGGCUCGCAGCGGGACCUCCGCGACGAGGACGCGCGGUUCGUGUACAUUAACGACGCGGACCACACGAACGCGCCGCCGGCAAGGUUCCCGGACAACGGGAUCCACACCACCAAGUACUCCAUCCUCACCUUCGUCCCGCGCAACCUCUACGAGCAGUUCCACCGGGUGGCUUACGUCUACUUCCUCAUCCUGGCAGCGCUGAACCAGGUGCCGCAGCUCGGCGUGUUCUCGCCGGUCGCAUCCAUCCUGCCGCUGGCGUUCGUGCUCGGCGUGACGGCAGUGAAGGACGCUUACGAGGACUGGAGGCGCCACCGGUCGGACAAGACCGAGAACAACCGCACCGCGUCGGUGCUGGUGGGCGGCGUGUUCCGGCCGAAGCGGUGGAAGGAGAUACAGGUGGGCGAGGUGGUGCGCGUGGUCGCCAACGAGACGCUGCCGUGCGACAUGGUGCUGCUGUCCACGAGCGACCCCACCGGCGUGGCCUACGUCCAGACCAUUAACCUCGACGGCGAGUCCAACCUCAAGACGCGGUACGCCAAGCAGGAGACCAUGCCCACGCCGCCCGAGGCGCUCGCGGGGAUCAUCAAGUGCGAGAAGCCCAACCGCAACAUCUACGGCUUCCUCGCCACCGUGGACCUCGACGGCCGCGGCGCCGUCUCUCUCGGCCCCUCCAACAUCGUGCUCCGGGGAUGCGAGAUCAAGAACACGACCUGGGCCAUCGGCGUGGCCGUGUACACCGGCCGGGACACCAAGGUCAUGCUCAACAACUCCGGCGCGCCAUCCAAGCGCAGCCGGCUCGAGACGCACAUGAACCGCGAGACCAUCGUCCUCACCGUCGUCCUGGUCCUCCUCUGCUCCAUCGUGACGCUCCUGGCGGGCAUCUGGCUUGGCGACCACAGCGACGAGCUCGCCGUGAUCCCGUACUUCCGCAAGAAGGAUUUCUCGUCCAGUAACGCCGACGGCACCUACAAGUGGUACGGCGCGGGCCCGCAGGUGGUGUUCACGUUCAUGAUGGCGGUGAUCCAGUUCCAGGUGAUGAUCCCCAUCGCGCUGUUCAUCUCCAUGGAGCUCAGCAGGGUCGGGCAGGCCUACUUCAUGGUGCAGGACAAGCACAUGUUCGACGGCAAGAGGCAGGCCAAGUUCCAGUGCCGGGCGCUCAACAUCAACGAGGACCUCGGGCAGAUCAAGUACGUGUUCUCCGACAAGACCGGCACGCUCACCGAGAAUCAGAUGGAGUUCCGGUGCGCCAGCGUGCACGGCGGCGACUUCAGCGACACCGACGGCGGCGGCGGCGACGGGCAUUCCGUGACCGGGGAGGAUGGCGUUGUCCUGAGGCCGAAGACGGCCGUGAAGACGGACCCAAAGCUGAUGGCGCUGCUCAAGGACGGCGCCGGGGAGAAGGCCGUCCGCGCCCGCGACUUCUUCCUCACGCUGGCGACGUGCAACACCAUCGUGCCCAUUGUCGUCGACACACCCGACCCUGCGGCGAGGCUGCUGGAGUACCAGGGCGAGUCCCCCGACGAGCAGGCGCUGGUGUACGCCGCCGCGGCGUACGGGUACACGCUCGUGGAGCGCACCUCCGGGCACAUCAUCGUCGACGUGUUCGGCACCAGGCAGAGAUAUGAUGUCCUUGGGCUUCAUGAGUUUGACAGCGACCGCAAGAGGAUGUCUGUUAUAGUUGGCUGCCCUGAUAAGACAGUGAAGCUGUUUGUAAAAGGCGCAGAUAGUUCGAUGUUUGGAGUCAUUGACAAAUCGAUGAAUUCAGAUGUUGUCCAAGCAACCGAGAAGCAUCUCCAUUCAUAUUCAUCAAUAGGCCUGCGGACGCUUGUCAUCGGUAUGCGAGAACUCAGCCAAACUGAGUUUCAGGAGUGGCAAAUAGCUUAUGAAAAGGCUAGCACCUCGCUACUAGGCAGAGGGAACCUACUCCGCGGUGUGGCUACAAACAUUGAAAGGAACUUGCGGCUGUUGGGAGCCUCUGGUAUUGAGGACAAACUGCAGGACGGAGUACCUGAAGCAAUUGAGAAACUGAGGCAAGCAGGGAUCAAGGUAUGGGUACUGACAGGUGACAAGCAAGAAACUGCCAUCUCCAUUGGCUAUUCCUGCAAGCUUUUGACAAGGGACAUGACACAGAUUGUAAUCAAUAGUCACUCAAGAGAGUCAUGCAGAAAGAUUCUAGAUGACGCAGUCUCCAUGGUUAACAAACUGCGAUCAUUCUCGACAGACCCGCAAGCUAAAAUGCCCCUUGCUUUGAUCAUUGAUGGUAACAGCCUCGUCUACAUUUUUGAUACAGAUCGGGAAGAGAAGCUUUUUGAAGUCGCGAAAGCUUGUGACGUUGUUCUAUGUUGUCGGGUAGCUCCCCUACAGAAGGCUGGUAUUGUCGAUUUAAUAAAGAAGCGAACAAGUGACAUGACUCUAGCCAUUGGAGAUGGUGCAAAUGAUGUAUCCAUGAUUCAAAUGGCCGAUGUUGGCAUUGGCAUCAGUGGGCAAGAGGGAAGGCAAGCUGUUAUGGCCUCAGAUUUUGCCAUGGGGCAAUUCAGAUUUUUGGUUCCUCUGUUGUUGGUUCAUGGCCAUUGGAACUACCAGAGGAUGGGCUACAUGAUCCUAUAUAACUUCUACAGAAAUGCUACUUUUGUCUUUGUGCUUUUCUGGUAUGUACUUUACACUGGUUUCACCCUGACAACAGCAAUAACUGAGUGGAGCAGUGUGCUAUACUCUGUGAUAUACACUGCUGUCCCUACUAUUGUUGUUGCCAUUCUUGACAAGGAUCUCAGCCGGAGGACAUUGCUGAAAUAUCCCCAACUCUAUGGUGCGGGGCAGCGCGAGGAGAAUUAUAACCUAAGGCUAUUCAUCUUCAUCAUGCUGGACUCCAUCUGGCAGAGCCUUGCAAUUUUCUUCAUCCCUUACCUUGCAUACAGAAAGAGUGUAAUUGACGGUGCCAGCCUGGGAGACCUCUGGACGCUAUCUGUUGUCAUUCUUGUCAACAUCCACCUUGCAAUGGAUGUCAUCAGAUGGAACUGGAUUACACAUGCGGCAAUAUGGGGUAGCAUUGCUGCGACAUGGAUUUGCGUCAUGAUCAUAGAUUCCAUACCGAUCAUGCCUGGUUUCUGGGCAAUCUAUAAGAUGAUGGGAACUGGAUUGUUUUGGGCACUGCUGCUUGCGGUGACCGUAGUCGCAAUGAUUCCUCAUUUUGUCGCAAAGGCCUUCAGAGAGUACUUCACCCCCAAUGAUAUUCAGAUUGCGAGAGAAAUGGAGAAGUCGCAAGAUUUGCAUGAUGCAACUCAUCCAGAGGUUCAGAUGAGUACAGUAGCUAGAGCUUAGGGGUAGGGGCUAAGGGGUUACACAAUGAUCUUUUUGUUCAUUCGAACAGGAUAGAUUUAUACCUUCUUUGGUUCUUUUUGUUGUGUGUAUAUUAGGCAAUUCUUUUGAGCAGUGAGCAAGGUUUCUUUCAGCUUUGCUCCCUUGCCAACUAUCCAAAGGAUAGGUCCCUUGUACCCAUUCUGUGUAUCUACCAGCCAAAGUUUGUUGAUUUAUAUGAAAGGAAAUCAUACAGGAGUUAACUGUACAAAUGCAGAAACUGAUCCACAUGCUUUAUAAUGGUAAACCGUAGAUAUUCAUCA
Molecule: messenger RNA, 4247 nt
Organism: Phragmites australis (common reed)
Lineage: Eukaryota; Viridiplantae; Streptophyta; Magnoliopsida; Poales; Poaceae
Product: phospholipid-transporting ATPase 1-like
Exons: 7
Coding region: 277-3948 (1223 amino acids)
Biological process (GO): phospholipid translocation
Cellular component (GO): plasma membrane
Molecular function (GO): ATP binding; ATP hydrolysis activity; ATPase-coupled intramembrane lipid carrier activity
Source: RefSeq, a predicted model, not a curated record